Messenger RNA from Phytophthora sojae, 1035 nucleotides. RefSeq lists its product as hypothetical. Gene Ontology annotation, molecular function: pectinesterase activity. NCBI's taxonomy places the organism in Eukaryota, Oomycota, Peronosporomycetes, Peronosporales, Peronosporaceae. Gene Ontology annotation, biological process: cell wall modification. The transcript has a single exon. The record is from RefSeq and is a predicted model, not a curated record. Bases 1 to 1035 code for a protein of 344 amino acids.
AUGCAGAUCAUCGCCCCACUCGUGGCUCUCGCCGGCCUUGCAACAGGAGCGCUCGCCGACUCGACAUGCAGCGGCCCCAACGUGCGGACCCAGCCGCCUGCAGGUGCCAUCGUUGUCGACGCCACGGGCUCCUACAAGAACAGCUUCAAGACUGUAUCGGAGGGCGUGGCACGGCUAGACCCCAACACGACGUCGGAGCAGACGAUUUUCCUGCGCCCGGGUGUCUACAACGAGCAGGUGCUCAUCUCGCCGCUGUCGGGCCCGCUGGUGCUGCAGGGCUUCACUUGCGACGCCUCGACCUACACCAAGAACGAGGUGACCAUCACCCAGGCCAAGGCCCAGAAAGACAUCCCCGCCGAAGUCAAGGGCGAGGCCCGUAACGACAUGACCAGCACGGUGCGCUUCAAGUCGGACAAGGUCAAGGUGUACAACCUCAACAUCGCCAACACGGCCGGCAACGUCGGCCAGGCCCUGGCCGUCAACGUGAACGCCACGGACUACGGGUUCUACGCCUGCAACCUGACUGGAUACCAGGACACCGUCCUGGCCGACAAGGGAAAGGAGCUGUACGCCAAGACGUACAUCAACGGCGCCACCGACUUCGUCUUCGGCCGCUACGCGCAGGCCUGGUUCGAGUCGUGCGACAUCGAGACCAUCGGCACGGGUUACAUCACGGCGAGCGGCCGCGAAGCCGCCAACAGCUCGGCCACGUACGUCUUCAACCGCGCGCGCGUGUUCGGCAAGAGCGGCGUCAACUCGACCGUCCUGGGCCGCCCGUGGCGCCCGUACGCCAAGGUCAUCUGGCAGAACAGCGAGCUGGGCGACGUGGUCAAGCCCCAGGGCUGGGCCACUUGGGACGCCACCUCCAGCACUGCCAACGUCGUCUUCAAGGAGUUCAACAACUCGGGCCCCGGCGCCGUCAAGGGCAGCCGAGUGGCGUUCAGCGGCCAGAUCGACAAGCCCGUGGCCAUCAACGAAGUCCUCGGCGAAGGCUACGAGACCGAGUGGUGGGUCGACACCACAUACCUGUCUUAG